GAGAAGUCUAUAGUACAGCUACGUACCUAUGCUGUGUGCUUUUUGUUAUCUUCUAGAAAUACUCUAACGCUGUUUCUCAGAUCCUAGACAGUAAUUUCAAGCGAUGACUGCUAUUGAAGUGGACAUCAACAAAAAACUGAAGCAGGAUGAGAAUCAACUGGAGGAGAUGAAGUUGAACUUGGAGAAGAGUCAGCAGCUCACCGACAGUAUGGUGGAGAUUCUCGACUCGUUCACAGGACGUCUCAAAAAAUUAGACGAGACCAUCAAACCAGUUUACACGCAAACACUCAGACUCACAAGACUACAAGAGAAUGUGGAGAAAUCUUUGGUUGAGAUGGACCGUAUGUUAGCGUUCCAUGCUGUGGCUGAUGAGGUGGAGACUAAAAUACGUGAGGGACCAGGGGGCGACAUCCCCGGCUACCUUGACCUACUCAACAAAUUGAAGUCAUCACUGGAGUUCUUCAUGCAAUACAAUGCACACAGUGUUGAGCUGGGCCAUGUUGGAGAGUUGUUUGAGGUCGGUCUAGAAGCUCUGUCUAGAGAGUUUCUCCAACUCCUCAAGAAAUUCUCAAAACCAGUUCCCUUGGCUAUACUUCACGAUAUAGCUACAAUGGAAGACAGUGAAGACUUGCCCCCCAUGGAGCUCCUGCCAGUAAGAGUGGUUACAGACCUUCACGCUAUAGCAGAGUACCUUGUGCAUGCUCCAGGGGAGGGUCACACUGACGUGAUGAACAUAUACGCUCAGCUACGCUCGAGUACUCUAGGCCGUGGUCUUAACUCAAUCAAGGAAAUCAACCAGGGCGGACAGAACUUGCUGGGAGAAAACAUGCCUAAGAAAGCUUCCUUUCCUUUUCUGCCCACUCGGAGAGGGACAGCACGUAAAAUACAGCCAGUCCCCAGUAGUAGUGUUGGUAGCAGUAGUAUGGAGUCCAGUAGUGUCAACAGCACUGAGAGUGACGAGAGACUGGAGGGGGUGGUCACAUUGAUCAUGGCCAGUACUGUGUUUCUACGACUCAUACAAGCAGAGUCUCGACUCAUGACCCAGAUCAUACCCACUUCCCAUCAUAAGGUAGUCCUGGACGAGCUCACCAAGAGACCCAUCGAGUUUUUCAUGAGAGACGGAGAGGCCCUCUUUCAUCAAGCCAAGCGUUGCAUUGCCCGUAACGAGUUUGCUGUUGUUCUUUCCUGCCUCCGCCUCAUUCGGCACAUCCACUCACUGCUUCCAGAGUACAAGGCUGUCCUGGGGGAACUCAAGUCACUACCCUACGAGCGGUUUCCACGAUUAUUACUGCUGUUUGAGAAAUUAGUAUCCUCUACUCUCUCAGAGCAGUACAUAACCUUCAUCAAGAGUGACUCGGAGAAGAUAUCCAACCUACCCAAAGACGGAACAGUGCACGAACUGACCAGUAACACGAUCAUGUUCCUAGAGAACCUACUUGACUACUCCCGUAUUCUCGGGGAGAUUUUCCUCGGCCAGAGUAGUUUUUCCGUGAAAUCCACUGAAGCAGAUCGAAAGAAAGCCCUAGGGACGGUCCUAGUGCAAAUUUUCAAUGCCCUCAACUUGAAGAUGGAAAAUAAAGCUCACAACUAUGAGAGCCCAUUCCUGGCAGCCAUCUUUCUUCUCAAUAACUACCACUUUAUGCACAAGACUUUCAAAAGAAACUCCUACAUGCUUGAUCUACUGGAGACUGCCUAUGAUGGGAUAGAGGAGCACUUUGAGGGUCUGUUGGAGCAACACGGCCGUGCCUAUCAGAGGGGCUUCACCAAACUCAUUUCAUUUCUGGGGCAGGACAUCUCAAUGGCUAGCAAGUCGCUAACAGACAAGUUGAGUAAGCAGCAUCGUCAGCAACUCAAGGAUCGUUUCAAGGGCUUCAAUGUCGAGUUUGAGGAACUGCACAGAGUUCAGGAACAGUGGUCUCUCCCGGACCCCCAGCUGAGAAGCAGGGUUAGGGGCACCAACAUUGAGGUCAUUGUGCCACUCUACAAGGAAUUCCAUCGAAUGUAUGGCUCACUUAACUUCACUAAGAAUCCAGAGAAGUACGUCAAGUACACACCAGACACGCUGGAGCUGCAUCUCAACUCUUUCUUCGAUGGUGGAGCCUCUUAAACUGAUUAUUUACUGAACACUCAUGUUUUUAGAACACUGUAUCUGUUUUACUCCUUUUUGCUAAUCAGUGGGGAAAAAACAUUAACAUGUUUCAUACACUCUUGCUUUUACUUACAUUGUAUAUCAGAAAAUUAUGG
Molecule: messenger RNA, 2244 nt
Organism: Halichondria panicea
Lineage: Eukaryota; Metazoa; Porifera; Demospongiae; Suberitida; Halichondriidae
Product: exocyst complex component 7-like
Exons: 15
Coding region: 104-2107 (667 amino acids)
Biological process (GO): exocytosis
Cellular component (GO): exocyst
Molecular function (GO): phosphatidylinositol-4,5-bisphosphate binding
Source: RefSeq, a predicted model, not a curated record